This is a messenger RNA of Spirometra erinaceieuropaei, 690 nucleotides long. Lineage: Eukaryota; Metazoa; Platyhelminthes; Cestoda; Diphyllobothriidea; Diphyllobothriidae. The record is from the annotation of a GenBank genome assembly.
AUGGUGCGCAUGGACGACGAGCGACUACCCAAACGACUCUUCUACGGAGACGUCGCGACGAGCUCUCGCCGCCAAGGAGGCCAAUUUCGUCGAUACAAGGAUACUCUGAAGUCCUGCCUGAAGCAUCUGCAAAUUAACCCGACUAACUGGGAAGAGCUCGUCCUCGACCGACCGACCUGGAGGGGAAAAGUGAAGACAGGCGCUGCGAUCUAUGAGGCCAACCGAAUCGCCGCUGCCAAAGUGAAACGCGAAGCACGCAAAUCACAGCUACGCCCCGUCCGUAACGCCGACGUACAACCGCUUCCAAAGUGUCCUCGGUGUAAACGGACAUUCCGGGCACGAACUGGACUCAUCGGACAUCUUCGGACCAACUGCACAUCCCAUACCGCACCAAUCGCCGCCCCUCCGCCCGCCUCUGCAUCGUCCUCUCCACCGUUAACCAACUAUGACAAUUCUUCUGAACCAGCACUUCCGUCCUCCCCCUCCUCCUGCCCCAUUUCACCAACCACGGCCGCGCUGGUGGCCCACACUCACACCAGCAUCACACACAUCUAUGACACAACAACAGACACCAUCCCUCCAAUCUCCGACUCCAGGGGUGAGGACCAGGGCUUCACCUGCCCUCACUGCGACCGCACCUUCACAUCACACAUCGACCUGGUCAGUCACUUGCGAAUCCAUCGCACAUAG